Aphanomyces astaci is the source of this 1011-nucleotide messenger RNA. RefSeq lists its product as hypothetical. Gene Ontology annotation, biological process: glucan catabolic process. Bases 1 to 1011 code for a protein of 336 amino acids. NCBI's taxonomy places the organism in Eukaryota, Oomycota, Saprolegniomycetes, Saprolegniales, Verrucalvaceae. The transcript has 2 exons. Gene Ontology annotation, molecular function: beta-glucosidase activity. The record is from RefSeq and is a predicted model, not a curated record.
AUGACCCAAAUCGACCUGAGCGCAGCCAACACGUUGGAGAAAGUCAGCGAGUUUGCACAGCUGAAUGUCGGGUCGUACUUUAACUUUAUCGGCAUGGGGCGAAAGGGCAACCGCGUGACGGCCAACACGGACGAAUGGCGGGCGAAACUCACAGAUAUGCAAACGAUUCACAUGAAGCGGAAUAAGAUUCCGAUGAUUUUCGGCAUCGAUUCCGUCCACGGCGCCACGUACGUCGACGGGUCGGUGCUGUUUCCGCAGAGCAUCAACACAGCCGCCACAUUCAACCCGGUGCUGGCCCAAGGCCUGGGCAAGUACAUGGCGAGGGACACCAAGGCGGCGGGCAUUCCGUGGAUAUUCGGGCCCACUCUGGACGUGACACGUCACAAGCACUGGCCUCGCGUGUACGAGACCUUUGGGGAAGACCCGACGGUGGUGGCCGACAUGGGCGCAGUCGUGAUCGAGCACAUCCAACAGGAAGGGAUCGCCGCCUGCUUCAAGCACUUCAUCUCGUACUCCGAUCCGACUUCGGGCCUCGACCAAGACAACUCGGAGCUGAGCUCGUACGAAAUCCUCAACUACUUCAUGCCGCCAUUCAAAGCCGCCGUGGAGGCAGACGUGUGGAGUGGCAUGGGGACGUUCAUUGCUUUGAACAAAGUGCCCCUGGCCGCAAACGAGUUGAUGCACAGGGGGCUGCUCCGGGGGGACUUGGGCUUCAAAGGACUCAUGGUCACAGACUACAAUGAGAUCAAUUUGCUCCAAUCCCGGCACCGCGUUGUGAAAACGACGUUGGAGGCCGUGGAGCUGUCUAUGAAUACCACCUCAUACGACAUCAGCAUGGUGCCGAGCGAUGACAGCUUCAUACGAAGCGGCAAGCUCUUGGUGGCUCAAAAUCGGCUGCCCGAGGCGCGGCUACGCGAGUCAGCCUUUCAGAUCAUGAAACUCAAGUUGAAAUUGAACUUGUUCGAUGUACCCGUGCCUGGCGCGGACGUGCCAGCCAGCUCGCUGCGCUAG